This is a messenger RNA of Kluyveromyces marxianus DMKU3-1042, 1344 nucleotides long. It is a transcript of the gene CLB5, whose product is annotated as S-phase entry cyclin-5. Gene Ontology annotation, biological process: regulation of cyclin-dependent protein serine/threonine kinase activity; G2/M transition of mitotic cell cycle. NCBI's taxonomy places the organism in Eukaryota, Fungi, Ascomycota, Saccharomycetes, Saccharomycetales, Saccharomycetaceae. The record is from RefSeq and is a predicted model, not a curated record. Bases 1 to 1344 code for a protein of 447 amino acids. The transcript has a single exon. Gene Ontology annotation, molecular function: cyclin-dependent protein serine/threonine kinase regulator activity. Gene Ontology annotation, cellular component: centrosome; cyclin-dependent protein kinase holoenzyme complex; nucleus.
AUGACGAGUGUGUGUUCAACAGGGAGCCAGAGUUGCGAGGUAGAACCACAAGUUGAUAUUCGUAUCGAGACCAAGGUUGAGAGUGGGAGGAUUAAAAGUGAUAGAGACAGCCAGAGUAUAAGCACAAUGGAAAACACCUCUUCGUCUAUACCAAGGAAACGGACCGCGCUUUCGGAGAAACCUACUGAGGAGAACAAGUUGAAGUCUUCAGUGGCCUCGCUUCGGAAGCAGCAGGAAAGUGGGAGCAACAGCAGCAGCAGCAGCAGCAGUGUAAGCGUCGGCGGUAGUCAGCGUUUUUAUGGGAAGAAGCCUGUAUCGCUAAAAAGAUCUAUAUACCGCGAUAAUGAGCAGGAGACAGAAGCUAGCAGCGGCAGCGGCAGCAGUAGUAGCACCAGUUCAGAGCCAGAACGCCACGUCAAGAGGCUGAAAAGUGAGCGUCUGGAAAAACGUAGAGAAGAACUCGAUUCCCAGGAUAAGGAUGAUGUGACUAUGUGCUACGACUAUGCCGACGAGAUAUUUGAGCAUUUAUACAAAAGACAGUUCGAAACUACCACGCGUUUGAACUACUUGAAGGAUAAGAACUACGAAUUCUAUCUAAGGCCGACAAUGAGGUCGAUCCUCGUUGACUGGAUCAUCGAGGUUCACUGCAAGUUUCAGCUGUUGCCGGAGACUUUAUAUCUUGCAAUCAAUAUCAUGGACAGAUAUCUCUCCUUCAACAAGGUGACUUUACCUAAGCUGCAGCUCAUUGCCAUCACAUCGCUGCUUAUCGCAGCAAAAUUCGAGGAAGUAAACCUUCCCAAGUUAUCAAAUUACUCAUAUAUUACUGACAGCGCUUACAGUAACGAGGAGAUUAAACAAGCUGAGUUUGUCAUCUUGAACAAACUCGAAUAUAACAUCGGAUGGCCAAACCCAUUGAAUUUCCUACGAAGGAUUUCAAGAUGCGACAACUAUGAUUCAACUACCAGACAGCUCGGUAAGUGUCUGCUUGAAUACAUGGUUUGUUGUCCUCAUUUUAUAUCUUUGGUCCCAUCCCAAAUCGCAUCCGUUGCAAUGUACACGGCACAAAAAAUUGUUCACCCUGAUUUCCAGUGGGAUGAACUAUGGAGUCAUUACUCCCUACAUCCGUUCGAUGAUAACGAAACAGAACUAAGAGAACAGGCACAAAUCCUCAUUAAUGAUAUCGCUAAGCCUUCUACCCAACUUAACGCAUUGAUUUACAAGUACAAAAAAAUUGGCAUCUGGAAUAAAAUCCACAACUGGUGUUUGGAAAACAGCAUCAUCAAUAGCGAAGAGGAAAGCUCUAGCGAUUGCGCCUCUUCCAUAGCAUCCUCUGUAUCAGCUUGA